GCUCUUGCCCUGGCUCUGAUCUGCAACAGACAGCACCAGCACCAGCACCAGCACCAGCAAGCCCGCUUCUGUUCUCACUCUGGAUCGCUCGAUCGUGGGGCUACUAUCGCUUCUCUGCAACAAUGUCGUCUGAAGGUGGAAUGCAUGGCCGCAAGCGCCAAGCCAAAGUCGCUGGCCAGAGCGAAGAAGUCCUCGCCAAAGCUCGGGCCAAGGAGCAGGAGGGCAUCCGGGAAUUUCUCCGUCUGACGCAAGCAGCACAUGAAAAGCGCUCAUCCAAGGAAUAUGACGAGCAAGCCUUUGGGAUCACCACAACCAUCUUGGACUCAAGCCCGGAUUUCUACACCAUUUGGAACAUCCGACGGGAGAUUUUGAAUCACUGGCUCGGACCCAUGACCGAGGAAGAACAGCAGGACAUCAUGAAUAAGGAGCUUCAGUUCAGCGAUCUCUCGAUCCGAAAGGCACCCAAGUCUUACUGGGUGUGGAACCACCGCGGAUGGAUUCUGUCGCAUCACCCACGCCCGGACUGGGGCCGCGAGCUGAAGCUCGUCACCAUGAUGCUGGAUAUCGAUGCACGCAACUUUCACGGAUGGGACUACCGCCGCCACGUUGUUGCAUCGGGCAACUUCCCGGCGCUGUCCGAGUUUGAUUUUACCACAAAGAAGAUCAACCAGAACUUUUCCAACUUUUCGGCGUGGCAAUAUCGGGCCAAGGUCAUCCCUAGAGCCUUCCCUGAUCUGGCGGAGCGCCAAAAGAUCAUCGAGAAAGACUUUGAUAUGGUGCGCAACGCCAUCUUCACAGAGCCCGCAGACCAGAGUGCGUGGCUUUACCAGCGCUGGCUCCUUGGCGAAGAUAAGCAACAGCCCCAAAUCACGAGCGUCCACGGCAAGCUGGACCCGGAUGGCAACCUGAUCCUUGCGCUGUUCUUGGACAAAGAGAUCUGGGUCAAGAACAGCGAGUGCAUCCAGGUGUACGCAGGCGACGGGAUCCUCAGCACCCACUCUGCAACCAAGAGAGGAUAUGUUACCGUGGUGCACACUCAGCUUGCUCUGGGCGGCGAGCCUGCCCUGUCUCCGCUCAAAGUCGUGGUGGACCAUGGUAUCUUCCAGGGCUCCCGCACUGGUGCAGAAACCUCCCAAUCGGUGUUCAAGAUUGACCGCAUUCAAGAUGUCCUGGCUGAGUCCGCGGUUCAGCUCCGCCUUGAGCAAUCGGGCGUGGCUCAGGAAGCCUCGCCAGUCAACGAGAUUUUCCAGUCGGUGGAGACCUGGAAACGAGAGCUCGAAGCGAUCCAGGAACUUGUUGAAGUUGAGCCCGACAGCAAGUGGGCACUCUUGACAGUAGUCCACAUCAUGAAGCGGCUUGGAUGCCACGAUCAGCAGGCCAUCCAACAUCUUGAUCACUUGGCCAAGAUUGAUCCGGCCCGCAAGGAAUACUACCGAGACUAUAAGUCGCAUUUCAUCGCAAACAGCGUCUCCAAGGACAAAUACGAUCCUGUCACCCGAGCCAUGUCUCUCGGCGGUCUGGGCUUGACCACGCUCUGCCCUGCUAUGGGGAUCCAGGACUCGAUCCAGACCCUGCAGCUUGACGUUAGCGCAAAUUCACUCCGAAGCUUGGACGGGCUGCAUCGGUUCCCGUUCGCCAAGUCGGUGCGUGCAGCCCGGAACGGCAUCCGCAGCAUCGAAGGCGUCGUGGACCUCCUGGAGCUGGAAGAGCUCGAUCUCUCAUUUAACGAGAUUCGCACCGUGGAUGGCCUCGACCCUCUCUCCCAGUGCAGACGACUGAGCAGCUUGCACCUCCGAGGCAAUCCGAUUGUCGAUGCCGUUGGACACGAUGCGCUCAAACGUGAGCUCAAGGCCCGAAUCCCGCACUUGGCGAGACUGGACGAUGAGGCGCUGUGAGAUGCUGCCCAGCAGCCUGGAGUGGGACGGCUCUGAUCGUGAGACUGGCGGGUACUUUGACACCCUGGAUAUACUCGAGUUGUUUUCGUGAGCACAGCCCCUGCCCGCAAGCAAAUGCUUACCAA
This is a messenger RNA of Polychytrium aggregatum, 2020 nucleotides long. RefSeq lists its product as uncharacterized. Gene Ontology annotation, cellular component: Rab-protein geranylgeranyltransferase complex; cytoplasm. The transcript is spliced from 12 exons. Lineage: Eukaryota; Fungi; Chytridiomycota; Chytridiomycetes; Polychytriales. The record is from RefSeq and is a predicted model, not a curated record. Gene Ontology annotation, biological process: protein geranylgeranylation. Gene Ontology annotation, molecular function: protein binding; Rab geranylgeranyltransferase activity. The coding region runs from base 123 to 1895 and encodes 590 amino acids.